Molecule: messenger RNA, 521 nt
Organism: Paramecium pentaurelia
Lineage: Eukaryota; Ciliophora; Oligohymenophorea; Peniculida; Parameciidae
Source: the annotation of a GenBank genome assembly
AUGAUGCAUGAUAAAGAGGAGAGAAAUUUAAUGAAAUUUCAUAACAUAUCAGUAAUUGAUGUUUAAAGAUUUAAUAAAACCACUACAAUUAUAAAGAAAGGAAGAGAUUUGAUAUAGUCUAAAUCUUUUGAUAUUAGAAUAGAAAUAAACUUUAGAAAAUUAUAGGUGGAAAAGGAAGAAUCCUCAAAAGAACUUAAUAAAUCAUUAAACAACUUUUUUUAACCUUAAAAUUAGGUACAACAGUAUCUAGAUGAUAUUGAAGAAGGAAACAUUAUUUAGAAUAUCAUUUAGUAGCAUAGUAAACCUAAUUUUGUCAUAUAUACGAGGAAAAUAUAAAUGAUGAAUUAAAUGGAUAGAUGUGGAUUAUAUAAAAUUAUAGCAUUUAUAAUCAAAGAAGGAUAUACAUCUAGAAAAGUAUAUUAAUUAAAUAUUAUUAAUAGAAAAGGAUUAAGUAAUUAGAGAAAACUCUAGGAGAAUAGACUGCGUUUAAUUUAAAACAAAAAAGGAGGUGGAAAAAAUGA